Messenger RNA from Aspergillus steynii IBT 23096, 1179 nucleotides. Its product is annotated as pseudouridine synthase PUS4. Gene Ontology annotation, molecular function: RNA binding; pseudouridine synthase activity. The coding region runs from base 1 to 1179 and encodes 392 amino acids. NCBI's taxonomy places the organism in Eukaryota, Fungi, Ascomycota, Eurotiomycetes, Eurotiales, Aspergillaceae. Gene Ontology annotation, cellular component: mitochondrion. The record is from RefSeq and is a predicted model, not a curated record. The transcript has 2 exons. Gene Ontology annotation, biological process: tRNA modification; mRNA pseudouridine synthesis.
AUGUCCGGAGAAAAGAUCUACGAGGGUGUCUUCGCGGUCCACAAGCCCCAAGGGGUCAGCUCCGCCGAUGUCGUCCGCCACCUGCAGCGCAACUUCAACCGAUCGAAACUAUUCGAGCCCUGGCUCGAGACCGAGCGAGCCCGACGCGAACGCGAGAGCCAGUUCCAGCGCCGCCGCCGUCGCCAGCAGGCGCUGGACGUCAAGAUCGGCCACGGCGGCACCCUCGACCCCAUGGCGACGGGCGUGCUGGUGGCGGGAGUCGGCAAGGGGACGAAGUUCCUGAACAGCUUCCUGGGAUGCACGAAGUCGUAUGAGACGGUGGUGCUGUUCGGAGCUGAGACCGAUACCUACGACCGGUUGGGGAAGAUUGUGCGCCGCGGGCCCUACGAGCAUAUUACGCGCGAGGCGGUGGAGAAGGCGCUCGAGCAGUUCAGAGGCAAGAUCAUGCAGCGGCCGCCGAUUUUCUCGGCGCUGAAGGUGAAUGGCAAGCCGAUGUAUAAGUAUGCGCGGGAGGGCAAGGAGAUUCCGAUUGAGAUCCAGGACCGGCCGGUCGAGGUGACGGAUAUGCGCAUGGUGGAGUGGUACGAGCCCGGCACGCAUGAGUACCAGUGGCCCGAGGUGGAGGCGGAGGGCGAGGAGAAGGAGGUUGCCGAGAAGCUGCUGGCGCGGGACGCCACCGUGUCGGUGGUCUCGGAGGCAGAGGGCGCCGCAUCGAAUGAGCAGCCAGAGGCAUCGUCGACGAAACGCAAGUCCCCGCCGCCCGCCGAAAGUGCCGAAGAAGGCGCCGCCGAUGAUGCAGCCACCCCGGCCGAAGCCCCCACGUCGAAGAAGCAGAAGGUCUCCGCUGAGGGUGAUGAGGCUGCCGCCGAGCAGCCUGCCAGCCCGUCGCAAACGAAUGAGAAACCCGCCCAACCGCAGCCGGCCGCCGUGAAGAUCGUCAUGACCGUCACCUCGGGCUUCUACGUUCGCACGUUUGCCCACGACCUGGGCAAGGCCGUCGGGAGCUGCGGUCUCAUGAGCUCUCUGAUCCGCACUCGCCAGGCCGACUUUGAGCUUGAACCUGAGAAGGUCCUGGAGUACCAGGACCUUGAGGCCGGUGAGGAAGUCUGGGGGCCCAAGGUGAAGGGCUUCCUUGACCAGUGGGAGAAGAAGAGGGCGGCCGAGGAGAGCGGCAACUGA